UAAAAAUUUAGUGUCUCAGUAGUUAAUGAACAAAAUGGAAAGUCACAUUGUAGUUCUGUGUUGCCUCUUGGCAAUUACUUUUGCCGAGGAAACGAAAAGUCCACAAAUCGAUGCCGAACUCAUCAUCGAUCCACUGAAAAUCAAUAGAAUAGUUGGUGGACACCCGGCAAGAUCGGGUGAAUUUCCCCAUCAAGUUAGCUUGCAACUAGGACGGCCGCCGAUCAUGCCGUACCAGCACAUGUGCGGGGGCUCGAUCCUCGACGAGCAGUGGAUUUUAACGGCAGGGCAUUGCGUGAAACAUUUACCCGAUCAAAUGUACCUCAUCGUGAAAGCUGGAAAACUUCACAUCCACGAUAAUGAGCCUUCGGAACAAACUGCUAAUGUGGCAUCAAUAUUCAUAAAUCGAAAUUACAAAGGUGACGUAGCACCAUUCGAUAUAGCAUUAUUGAAGUUAGCCAAACCCUUGGUAUUCAGUAAAAUGGUGCAGCCUAUUGGUCUGCCAAAAGCCAACGCUAUUCCUGAAGGAGUUGCUACCCUGUCUGGUUGGGGCUCAACUUCAAAAACGUCUACACCCAAUCUACCGAAUCAUUUGCAAAAGGUCAAUCUGCCCUUGCUGGAUAUUGAGACGUGCAGGAAGGCGAUGAGACUAGUGGGUCAAGUGGCUGAAGUUCAUGAUACGAAUGUUUGCACCGGGCCAUUGAGUGGAGGGCACUCCUCUUGCAGCGGAGAUUCUGGUGGUCCUUUGAUAUUGCACCACGAGCAUGGGCCAAGUGAACUGAUCGGAGUUGUCUCGUGGGGUGUAGUGCCUUGCGGAUCUCCAGGAGCUCCGGCUGUAUUUGUGAGAGUGUCGGCCUUCAAUGAUUGGAUUCAGUCUAUCAUUCAGAAUAAUUAGAAAAAACUCAAUUGAUUUACUUUAGUUACUUAAUUUAUAUUAGUGUACAUAAAAAUUUUCAUUAAAAAUAUUUUAUUAAAAAUAGUAUAUUUAAGUUUUUAAAAUAUAUUGUACUAUUGAUUUUUGAUAAAGUAAUUGUAACAUUACAAAUUGAUCAUGUGGUUAUUUUGCGUGAAAAACAAUGAAAUAUGAUUGUUAGCUUGUCAAAAUUCGAUUUGUUUAAUAACAAAAAUCGGUUCGAAUUAGUAAUGACACGUAAAAUACGUAUGAGUCAAAUAAACAAUCAGUCUUCAAGUUCACAUUGAAAACGUUUGCACUGAUCGAAUCAGUGUCAUUAGAUCCGUAAGCUAGAUUACUGAAAUUACACUAACUAAUCUUUCUCGUUGACUGCUGUAUCAAAAAUGUUUUAAUGCGCACAUUGCAUAAGAUUUAUAUCAAUGGAUGAAUUAAAUCUAAUCAAUAUUUAUAACUAUUAGAUUUGUUACAAAAAUGUCAAUUGUGAAAAACUUUGUGUAAAUAAUAA
This is a messenger RNA of Trichogramma pretiosum, 1415 nucleotides long. RefSeq names its product trypsin-1-like. Gene Ontology annotation, molecular function: serine-type endopeptidase activity. NCBI's taxonomy places the organism in Eukaryota, Metazoa, Arthropoda, Insecta, Hymenoptera, Trichogrammatidae. The coding region runs from base 26 to 892 and encodes 288 amino acids. Gene Ontology annotation, biological process: proteolysis. The transcript is spliced from 4 exons. The record is from RefSeq and is a predicted model, not a curated record.